Molecule: messenger RNA, 1851 nt
Organism: Nezara viridula (southern green stink bug)
Lineage: Eukaryota; Metazoa; Arthropoda; Insecta; Hemiptera; Pentatomidae
Source: the annotation of a GenBank genome assembly
GUUUUACCUAAUACAAUAAAUAAAAACAAAAGACACAUUGUAUAAGUAUUUAAUUUCGCGUAUUUAAAAAAGUAGGUUACAAUCGAAUUAAUGUUUACCUCUCUAAGUAAAAGUUUAAUUCCUAAUAGUGCUGUGAUUCAAUCAAUAAGCAAAAAUUAUGCAAAAGAUGUGAAAUUUGGACAUGAGGUGAAAAAACUUCUCCUCCAAGGAGUUGAUAAAAUAACAAAUACCGUUUCAGUUACUCUCGGUCCUAAGGGCCGCAACGUGAUUCUUGAAAACCCAUACAAACCAAUAGUAACGAAAGAUGGGGUAACAGUUGCUAAGACGAUUGAUUUGCCAGAUCGUUAUGAAAAUAUUGGAGUUAAGAUAAUUCAAGGAGUAGCACAGAAUACAAACAAAAGAGCAGGCGAUGGGACUACUACAGCAACGGUACUAGCUAGAGCAAUAGCUAAAGAAGGAUUUGAAAAACUGACCCAUGGAGGUAACCCUAAUGAAAUAAGAAAAGGUCUCAUGAUGGGUGUCGAUUCAGCUAUUCAUAGGCUAGACAAAAUUACAAAACCUGUAAUUUCUGAAGAAGAAAUAAUGAAUGUUGCGACAAUUUCAGCCAAUGGCGAUCGUCAUAUUGGAGGGUUAAUUACUCAGGCUUUAAAUAAAGUUGGUAAGGAAGGUAUAGUAACGGUUAAAGAAGGAAAAGCAAUUACUGAUAGUUUUGAACUCAUUGAUGGUAUUAAAAUUGAAAAUGGUUAUUUUUCACCUUCAUUUACAAAUAGUCGAGGCAACAAGGUUAUUUUUGAAAAAUGUUUUGUGCUACUUUGUGACAUGAAAAUAAUAAGUGUUCGUUCGAUUAUACAUGCACUGGAAUCAGCAGCAUUAAAGAAAAAACCUCUACUUAUAAUAGCAGAAGACUUUGAACAAGAACCAAUCCUAGCCAUGGUGAUAAAUAAUAUGAAAGGCAAUUGUCAAGUAGCUGCAGUGAAAUCACCGGGAAUUGGGGAUUUCAGAAAAGAAACUCUCUAUGAUAUUGCAGCUACUACAGGAGGAAAAGUAUAUGGAGAUGAAGCAACAGAUGAGAAAAAAGAAUUAAAUUUCUUAAAAUAUUUUGGUUCAGCUGGCGAAGUAAUUAUCAAUAACGAAGAAACGUUACUUUUGAAGUGCAAUGGUAAAAAGGAAGACAUUCAAAGCCGAGCUGGGACAAUUAAAGGAUUGAUAAAACAAGCAGAUAAUGACCUUGAUGCAACUAAACUCAAAGAAAGACUUUCCAGGCUUCUGUGUGGAGUAGCAACAAUAAAUAUUGGAGCUGGCAGUGAGACAGAGCUGAGAGAGAAAAAGGACAGGGUAGAAGACGCCCUUCAUGCAACAAGAGCCGCUCUGGAAGAAGGUAUAGUUCCAGGAGGUGGCAUUGCACUUUUGCGUUGCAUCGAUGAGGUCAAUCGAGUCCCGGCGGAAAAUGCAGACCAGAAGGCUGGCAUUGAAAUUCUAUGUAAAGCUUUGAAGACUCCUUGCAUGACGAUAGCCAGUAAUUCCGGAUUAGAUGCCUCAGUUGUGGUAAACAAGGUUUUGCAAUAUCAAGACGGAAUGGGUUAUGAUGCUCGAGAAAAUAGAUAUGUAAAUAUGAUGGACGCGGGAAUCAUCGAUCCUACUAAGGUUGUGAAAACAGCUCUCCAAGACGCUGCAUCUGCCGCUUCACUACUGAUGACAGCAGAAGCCGCUGUAACAUUUAUUAUAGAAGGAGAUGAAAUUAUUCUCUGAUUGAAUAUUUCAAUGCCUCUGCUUUAGUGUCUAAAAUUUGUUCAUAACAUUUUAUAUUGAAAAAUAAUGGCGAAAUUAUAAAUAAACGUUAUGCUAAAACUA